Rubroshorea leprosula is the source of this 789-nucleotide messenger RNA. The record is from the annotation of a GenBank genome assembly. Lineage: Eukaryota; Viridiplantae; Streptophyta; Magnoliopsida; Malvales; Dipterocarpaceae.
GUUCUCGAUCGAUGCGACGACGAAAACAGAUAUCAAUUGUACAAGAAGAAGGUUGUCUUCCAUAGCUCAAAGAUAGCUGAACUCAAGUCCAAAGCUGCCAAUGAAAGCCUCCUGCAAACAUCUCAUGUUGAAGCUGUGACUGCGCUCUUGUGGAAGUGUGUGUUGAAAAUCCUGCACGGGGUUCAACACAAGACUUGCAUCCAACUUAAAAUCAAUUGGCAAUAGGCUAUCAACCUACGAAAGAGGAUGGCACUACCCUUGAUUGAGGACUCAAUGGGGAACCUUGUUGCAAGCUUUGCUGCACAAACUGAAACCGGGGACAUUUCCCUGCCAAUCUUAGUCAAUGAACUUCGUAGGAAGAAAGAAGAAUUCUGCCAAAAGUUAGCCGAAAUUAGAGAGGACAAUCCAGCUUCUGGCCUUUUUAGGUGUACCAAAGAUGCAAGGGACCUUUAUAACAAAAGGAAUGAGAUCAACAUCUACAUGUCUAGUAGCUGGUGCAAAUUCCCACUAUAUGAAGCUAAUUUUGGGUGGGGGAAGCCAAGUUGGGUUGUUCCUGUUCCACUACAUCUUGUUAAAAACUUGAUUAUAUUGAUGGAUACAAAAGAUGGUGAGGGUAUAGAAGCAUGGGUGAUCCUGAGUGAAGAAGAGAUGGCGUACGUUCUUUGAACAUAAUGAGGACCUGCUCGCAUUUGCUUCUUUGAAUCCAAGUGUCUCUGAUUAACCUUUUGUCUACAUUUAUCUAUCAGUAUCUAUUUUUAUGUUUGUAUAUUAUAAAAAUAACAAAUAUCA